Scomber japonicus (chub mackerel) is the source of this 813-nucleotide messenger RNA. Its product is annotated as thialysine N-epsilon-acetyltransferase-like. NCBI's taxonomy places the organism in Eukaryota, Metazoa, Chordata, Actinopteri, Scombriformes, Scombridae. Gene Ontology annotation, molecular function: N-acetyltransferase activity. The transcript has 6 exons. Bases 61 to 570 code for a protein of 169 amino acids. The record is from RefSeq and is a predicted model, not a curated record.
UCGGAUCCACAAAAGACAGGACCCCAUAACACUAUUAGUCUCACACUGCACUGACUAAACAUGGAUUACACUAUUCGCACAACCAACGUGGAGGACUGCAAGGACAUCUUGCGGAUGAUCAUGGAAUUGGCUGAAUAUGAGAAAGCCACAGAUCACGUGAAACUGACACAAAAAGACUUGGAGCAAGACGGCUUCUCCAAGAACCCGUUCUUCCAUGGGAUCAUCGCUGAGGUUCCUGACCAGCACAAAACCAAAGACGGCCAUACAAAGAUAGGAUAUGCACUUUACUUCUUUUCCUACAGCUCGUGGAAGGGCAGAGCUGUGUACAUGCAGGACUUGUACGUGACGCCUGAGUUCAGAGGAAAGGGCAUUGGUAAAGCACUCAUGAGUAAAGUAGCACAGUUGGGAAUGGCCGCCGGCUGUACACAGCUCAACUUCACCUGUGGCGACUGGAACAAAUCAUCUCUGGACUUCUAUCUUAGUCAGGGCUGUACCAACGUCACAGCUGACAUGGGCUACCAAUAUAUGAGCUGCAAUGGAGAAGCUCUGGAGCACCUGGCCCAACCCUAACCCAACAGUGUGCUCAUGACCUCUUGACCUUUGCAACCAUGAGGUCGACUCACUCAAUGCAACACUCAGAGGCCCUGUUCCAAAACUUGACAAUCACACUUGUGCUUAUUUCUCAAAACACUAACAUAAUAUAUAAUAUUAUUAGACAGUUUGCUAAGCCCCACCCACCUUACUUACUUUUGCUACACCUGUCAAACUUUCCAUUUUUAAAAUAGCACAUGAACAGUUUACAGUGACAACGGU